AAUUAAUCUAAGUUUCCAUCUAAUAAUAAGAAUAUGAACUUUAUGCCAGGUAUUUAUUAUACAAGAUGGCGUUUGUCAUUCAAUUACUGAGAACUCUUGUCAAUGGUUGUUACCAAAGCAACGAAUAAAUAUUAACAAACCGAAUGCUGAGCUCCGAUAUGACUGCGAUUGAAAUUUUUUCGAGUUCUAUUUAUUAUAAAUAUAAAGCUAGAAUAUAUUCUUUAAGCUCUUUAAUCGUGUUAUUGUUGGUUAUGAUGUCAAUAAUUACUCCGUUCUUUUUAAUGUUUAAUGCAGGAGGAUUUUGGAUAAAAACAAAAACUCAUGCAGAAACACCAGACAUAUCUUUUCAAUAUAAAUAUUUAUUAUUAAUGGAGAGAGGCAUAGAAAUGACUCCGAUAGUUUGUUCUACCUUUACUACUUACAAAGAGAAUGAUAUUCCUGAUGAUUGUUUAAUCAUAAAGGUACAAGAAAUAGAUACAAACAACGAUGGCAAAAAAGAUAUAUUAAAGUUUGAAGCUCAGUUUUAUACAGAUUCACCGAUUAAGAACAUAAGGUUCUUUCUAUUUUUUAAUUUUAAAUUAAAGCAAAUUUUUGAAAGCUCUAUUCAAUCAUUAGCAAUAUUUGAUCAUACAUUACAUCAAGAUGCACAGAAGAUUUAUUUUAUUGCUGAUUUGGAAUUAAAACAGAGAGGCAUUCUUCAUAGCGAUCAUUUAUACGAGAUAUAUAAUCAUAGUAUAGAAUUAACAGACAGAUCAUUGCUGCAAUUGUUAUCUCAAAGUGUUCAUAAAAAGUUUUCAGCUGAAAUUACUAAUGGCCAUGUAAUCACUCAAUCAGGAUUUUCUAAUGAAGAAAUGAUUACAAUCCAAGGAGAAUUGCAUUACAAAGAUCAUUUAAUAUACUAUCAACCUAAUUUAUGGGAAGAAUUGAAAUGGGCAUGGAUACAGUAUAUAUCAUGCUUUAUCGUAUUUGUUUAUUUAACUAAUUAUAUUUUAACAUUUUUAUUCUCAAAUCGAUAUUUAAAUUCAUACAUUGUAGUGCCGUGGAAAAUGAAAUAAAAAAGAUAAUAAUAUUAAAUAUACACAUUCACAUUUCGGCGAUUUCGUAAUUUAGCGUCACAAACAUAGCUGAUUAAUUAAGAAACCAAUGUUUGUUAUAAUGUUUUUUGAAUGAAUAUCUUUUUGUAUGUUUGUAUUUACAUACCAAAAAUGUUAUAUAUAUAACGU
Molecule: messenger RNA, 1223 nt
Organism: Vespula pensylvanica (western yellowjacket)
Lineage: Eukaryota; Metazoa; Arthropoda; Insecta; Hymenoptera; Vespidae
Product: transmembrane protein 231
Exons: 5
Coding region: 144-1055 (303 amino acids)
Biological process (GO): regulation of protein localization; cilium assembly
Cellular component (GO): ciliary membrane; ciliary transition zone
Source: RefSeq, a predicted model, not a curated record